Messenger RNA from Pneumocystis carinii B80, 1829 nucleotides. RefSeq lists its product as hypothetical. The transcript has 5 exons. Lineage: Eukaryota; Fungi; Ascomycota; Pneumocystomycetes; Pneumocystales; Pneumocystaceae. Gene Ontology annotation, molecular function: exonuclease activity; nucleic acid binding. Bases 53 to 1783 code for a protein of 576 amino acids. Gene Ontology annotation, cellular component: nucleus. The record is from RefSeq and is a predicted model, not a curated record.
GAAAAAAAAGACGAGUGAAAAAAGAAAACGAAAUGAAUGUAAAUUAGAAGAUAUGGAUAAGAAUGAGGAUAUAUGUAUGAAUAUAGGAGAUUAUAAUCCGUUUAAAGUGUUAGAAAAUGAAGAAAAUCGAGAAUCAGUGGGAUUAAAAGGGAUGGAAAAUGGAAAACGGUCAAAAAAAGAAUCUAAAAAGAAGAAAUAUCCUACAUUGAAGAUAAUAAAUACAUCGCCAGAAAGAUAUAUUGGAAUUGGAGAUUUAAGAGAUGUUGUUUUAUGGGUUAUUGGGAAUACAUCAGCGCCGUCAUGGAUUGCUAUAACGAAUAAAACAUCUAUUAAAAAAAUUGUUGUUUUGCUUAUACCAGGACUUGAUCCUACACUUUUUAACCUCGAUACGGAUUGUAUUCUUACGAAUUCGCCGGUACCAUUAGAAGAAUGUUGUCCUGAUAAAUUACAGAAUUUUAAACAAAUUUUUUCUUAUGUUAUUCCUACACGUACACCAGGAGAAAGAUAUAAGGUACAUUCGCCUAUAUCUUCAUUUCUGCAAUGUUCUUUAUCGAACGCAGAAAAAGUAUGUCAGAGUGAAAAAUUAAAAAGUAAAAUGCAAAAGAAAUAUUUACCGGAAAAUUACUUAAUGUCAUAUUCUGAACUUGUUGAAAGGGAUUAUCCCUUGCAUAGCAUUUUUCCUGAUUCAAAGGCUUUACCUAGUGGUUGGAAAGAAACGUAUAUUCCAGAGGACUUUGAAAAUACAUUAGAUUCUAAGGAAAAAAAAGUAUUAGCUUUAGAUUGUGAAAUGUGUAAAACAGAGAAUGGACCUGAAUUAACUAGAGUAACACUUGUUGAUUGGGACUCUCAAGUAAUAUAUGAUGAACUUGUCAAGCCGGAUUCACCAAUUGUUGAUUAUUUGACUCAAUAUUCAGGAAUAACAGAAGAAAGACUAUCCAAUAUAACAACAAAAAUAACUGAUGUUCAGGAAGCUUUGUUAAAAUUAAUCGAUAAAAAUACCAUUAUUGUUGGACAUUCACUUGAAUGGGACUUUAGAUCUUUAAAAUUUGCGCAUCCUUAUAUUAUUGAUACAUCAUCAAUUUUUCAACACACUAGAGGGCCUCCUUAUAAGCCUGGUUUGAAGUGGUUAGCUCAUAAAUGGUUAAAAAGAGAAAUACAAAAAGAUAAUGCAUUAGGACAUGAUUCCAUUGAGGAUGCUUUAACUUGUAUAGAUUUACUUAAGUUAAAAUUAAAGAAUGGACCGGAAUUUGGGUUAUUUAAUGUAGAUAAUGAAUCUAUUUUUUCAAAACUAGAAAAAUGUGAUGAAACAAAAAAAUGUGCUAUUGUAGAUUAUGGAGGACCAGGGCAAUGGUAUAGAAAUUCCUUAAAAACUUUUGUUUCAAGUUCUUCAGAUGAUGAAAUUCUUGAAGGCGUUGUAAAAAACAUUAAUUCACAUGAUUUUAUAUGGGCAAGAUUUAGAGAAUUGGAAUAUAGUUUAGGUUGGACAAAAAAUUCUGUAACAAAAGAUAUAGAAUCAGUAGAUAAUGCAUUUAUGAAACUUAAUGAAAGAGUAUAUAAGCUAUAUACAUGUUUGCCAAAAUAUACUAUAUUAUUAAUAUAUAGUGGUACGGGUGAUCCAAGGGAAAUGUUAAAAUUUAAUUCUAAGAAAAAUGCAUUUAAUAUAGAAUUUAAAACUAAAAAAUGGGAAGACUGCGAAAAUAAAUGGGAUGAUGAUGAUAAUGAAAAACUUGCACUGGCAACAAAUAAAGCUCGCCGAGGUAUUAGUUUUAUUACACUUAAAUAAAUUCAUAAAAGAAUUGAAUUAUUUUUUUCAUAAAAAAUAAUAAAAA